Messenger RNA from Botrytis deweyae, 573 nucleotides. RefSeq lists its product as uncharacterized. Lineage: Eukaryota; Fungi; Ascomycota; Leotiomycetes; Helotiales; Sclerotiniaceae. The record is from RefSeq and is a predicted model, not a curated record. The coding region runs from base 1 to 573 and encodes 190 amino acids. The transcript is spliced from 2 exons.
AUGAACGAAAACGGAAACAACCAAAGGGACAAAUCGUCUUCUCCUCCUUCCCCACGCCCAUCCAUAAAUCAACAAGCUGUCGCAGACAACGACGGCAAUCCUUCGGUUUCAACUGCCGACUCGCAACAGCAAGGUACUGGUGUCAUGGACGGCAGAAGUGAUUCAGUGAGUGGUAGCUCGGCCGGCGGUGUUCCAAUGGAGAGAUCCAUGGCCUGCCGUGGCUACAGCUACCACGAAUAUCUGUCUUCAGCUGCUAGAGCUUCGCAGCAAUGUUCCUGUGGCUUCACUCCCCGAGGUGUUUCUACGGGCAGUAUGGGAAUGGGUGGUAUUCCCAUGGAGAGAACACAAGGCUGCCGUGGCUACGCUUACCACGAGCAUCUCUCUUCUGCCGCUGGACCUUUGCAGCAAUGUUCCUGCGGCUUCAUUCCCCGACGUGUUUCUACGGGGAGUAUGGGAAUGGGUGGUGUUCCCAUGGAGAGAACACAAGGUUGCCGUGGCUACGCUUACCACAGGCGAUACACAGAUUGCCCUUGUGGUAGGAGGAUGUUUCAGGCUUUUGAUAGAUCUCUAUGA